Molecule: messenger RNA, 747 nt
Organism: Saccoglossus kowalevskii
Lineage: Eukaryota; Metazoa; Hemichordata; Enteropneusta; Harrimaniidae
Product: ER membrane protein complex subunit 5-like
Cellular component (GO): EMC complex; Golgi apparatus; plasma membrane
Source: RefSeq, a predicted model, not a curated record
GUGGAAUUUGUAACUAUGAACGACCCCUUCACAUGUACAGAGAAUAAAUAUUCGAAUAGGAAUAUACUCACGCGGGAUUUGAUAAUAAGUAGCGAGAGCCGAAUCUGAAUAAGAAACUACUAGUAUUUUGAUCACACAUUCAAGAUGGCGACUUCUUCACAUGCCUUUGUCAUUGUUGGACUGUUAUCGCUGGCACACGCCGCGUAUUCGGCGGCACAGCAUAGAGCAUAUCUUCGACUCACAGAACAAGAAUUUACCAGCUUACCCUCAGAUAUUGUUCUUCAGUGUUUAAUCAGUCUGCUCAUUACAAUUUACGGUGUUGUCCAUUUAGCUGGCAAUUUUAGAGAAAUAAAAGCAGCAGCAGAGUUGGAAAACAAAUCUUUUGAUACAGCAAGCAAUAGACCAUCAUAUUAUAUGUUUAUGCAUCGAGGAAAGGUGUUAAAUUGUCAGUAAAAACUGAACUGAAAUUUAUUGAAGAACAUUUGCAUAUAGUAUGUGAAUUCAGUUGCCAAGACUACACUUACAUACUACUCAUUGAUGUACUGCUAUGAUGAAUGUGAAGGGCAUAAUGUGUAAUGUUAACUGUUUUAACAGGGCAUUUAUAUGAGCUUUCAACAUGGUAGUCUCCACAAUGUAUAUUUUAACAAAUCCACAUUGCCUCAUACAAUCUAACAGUAGCCAUGAAUUUCUUUCACUAUAAUAAAAUAUAAGAAAAUUGUAUGAUUUGUAUUAAAGAUUAUAACCACA